UUUCGUCUCAACCUUCAUCAACGAUAAACAAACCAUCUCCAACAAUGACUGGACGCGGCAAGGGAGGAAAAGGACUCGGCAAAGGAGGAGCAAAGCGUCAUCGAAAAGUGCUGCGUGACAACAUUCAGGGUAUUACUAAACCUGCUAUCCGUCGUCUGGCUCGUCGUGGUGGAGUCAAGCGAAUUUCUGGGCUUAUUUACGAGGAAACUAGAGGUGUGUUGAAGGUAUUUUUGGAGAACGUUAUUCGUGAUGCUGUUACUUACACCGAACACGCUAAGAGGAAGACGGUCACCGCGAUGGAUGUCGUUUACGCUCUGAAGCGACAGGGACGCACUCUGUACGGUUUCGGAGGAUAAAUUAGCAUCAUCGACUCAGACUA
Molecule: messenger RNA, 379 nt
Organism: Ochlerotatus camptorhynchus
Lineage: Eukaryota; Metazoa; Arthropoda; Insecta; Diptera; Culicidae
Product: histone H4
Exons: 1
Coding region: 45-356 (103 amino acids)
Biological process (GO): nucleosome assembly
Cellular component (GO): nucleosome
Molecular function (GO): protein heterodimerization activity; structural constituent of chromatin; DNA binding
Source: RefSeq, a predicted model, not a curated record